AUGUCCGAAGACGAGCGCGCCACUCUCGGUAAGCGCGCGCGUGAUGAGGCUUCAGAGUCUGCAUCGCCAGGCCCAGCGCCUCCUGGAGAUGACGAUUCAGACGACGAGAUUGGCCCGAUGCCAGUACCAGCGGCGGAGAACGGGGGUGGGGCACGCAAGAAACGCCGUGCAGUUCUCCCUCACGAGCGUCUGUACCUCGAGCAUCUCCCAGACGCGGACCGAUACUACAAGUCGUUCAUGCACCGCGACACGCUCAACUAUGUGGCGAUGACGAAGACUGGCUAUCUCAUCACGACGUCUAUCGACGGCCACCUCAAGAUCUGGAAGAAGCAGGACAGCGGCAUCGAGUUCGUCAAGCACUUUCGCACGUCGCUCUCGUCCGUUGUCGGACUCGCAGUGUCCGACGAUGGAAAACUGUGCGCAACGAUCAGCGCAAACGGCGAGGGACGUGUGUUCGACGUCGUCAACUUUGACAUGAUCAACAUCCUCAAAUUGGGCUUUACACCCAAGGCUGCGUGCUGGGUGCAUGCUCCUGGGGCGGGGCAGUCGCUCCUCGCUGUGAGCGACGAGAAGAGCUCGGCGAUUAGGAUAUACGAUGGGCGCGGAGACGGAUCCAACCCACUCCAUGUUCUGGAGAAGGUGCACCGCGCACCAGUGCAUCUCAUGGUGUUCUCGUCCAAGUACGACGUCGUCAUCUCAGCGGACGAGGCCGGUUUCGUCGAGUACUGGCAGCCGUCAGAGCCGUGGAGUGUACCCUCCAUCCCUGGGAUGUGGCAGUACAAGAGCGCGACGGACCUGUUCCAGUUCAAGAAGACCCGGACGAUAGCCGCGUCCAUAACACUCUCGCCGGACCAGAGGCACUUUAGUGCCAUUGCCCUCCCAGACCGCAAGGUGCACAUCUUCAACACGCUUACUGGCAAGCUAACGCGGACGUACGACGAGAGCCUCGAGGCAGCAAGCGAAAUGCAGCAGGCUGGCACGGCCGUGUUCAAGCUCGAGGACAUGGACUUUGGGCGGCGACUCGCGAUAGAGCGCGAGCUCGACCGCGAUUUCUCCGGUCCGGGAGGGGCACUCAGGACGGCGAAUGCGGUGUGGGACGAGAGCGGAAAUAUGCUUCUCUACGCUACGCUCCUGGGCAUCAAAGUGGUAAACACGGUCACGAACAAGGUCGUCCGCGUCACUGGCAAGGACGAGAAUCUGCGUUUCCUCAACCUCGCUCUCUUCCAGGGCGCUCCAAGCAAGCAGGUGCAGACGCUAGCCAUGGCCGCGUCAGCCAAUCCGUUGUUGAAGGAGAAGGCGACCCGGGACCCAACCCUCUUCUGCACGGCGCUCAGCAAGUCGCGCUUCUACAUGUUUGGGCGUGGGGAUGUGGAGGAGUCGGCCGACCGCGACGUGUACAACGAGCGCCCGACGGCCGAGGACCACGUCGUCGUUGCUGACAAGCCGGCCAAGGCGGCGGCUCUUCCGACUGCCGCGACAAUCCACACCAACAUGGGCGACAUCCAUUUCAAGCUCUUCCCUCACCUUGCGCCCAAGACGGUCGAGAACUUUAUCACGCACGCCCGGAAUGGGUACUAUAACAAUGUCAUCUUCCACCGCGUCAUCAAGAAGUUUAUGCUCCAGGGCGGAGACCCAUCUGGAACAGGUAUGGGCGGUGAGUCGAUCUGGGGCGGCGAGUUCGAGGACGAGAUCUCGCCACUUGCCAAGCACGACCGCGCGUACACGUUGUCAUCGGCGAACGCUGGCCCAAACACGAAUGGAUCGCAGUUCUUCAUCACCACUGUCGCGACGCCGCACCUGGACGGAAAACAUACUGUCUUUGGUCGCGCAACAGGGGGUCUCGAAGUCGUCCACGCGAUUGAGAACGUUGCUACGGACAAGAAUGAUCGGCCGCUGGAUGAGGUGCGCAUGGUGUCGAUCACGGUGGAAUAG
This is a messenger RNA of Cutaneotrichosporon cavernicola, 1932 nucleotides long. RefSeq lists its product as uncharacterized. Lineage: Eukaryota; Fungi; Basidiomycota; Tremellomycetes; Trichosporonales; Trichosporonaceae. Gene Ontology annotation, biological process: protein peptidyl-prolyl isomerization; protein folding. The record is from RefSeq and is a predicted model, not a curated record. The transcript has 7 exons. Gene Ontology annotation, molecular function: protein binding; peptidyl-prolyl cis-trans isomerase activity. Bases 1 to 1932 code for a protein of 643 amino acids.